Labeo rohita (rohu) is the source of this 3803-nucleotide messenger RNA. It is a transcript of the gene adgrf3a, whose product is annotated as adhesion G protein-coupled receptor F3a. The transcript is spliced from 18 exons. The record is from RefSeq and is a predicted model, not a curated record. Bases 107 to 3217 code for a protein of 1036 amino acids. Gene Ontology annotation, biological process: cell surface receptor signaling pathway; G protein-coupled receptor signaling pathway. NCBI's taxonomy places the organism in Eukaryota, Metazoa, Chordata, Actinopteri, Cypriniformes, Cyprinidae. Gene Ontology annotation, cellular component: membrane. Gene Ontology annotation, molecular function: G protein-coupled receptor activity.
GAGCGGGUUAUCAUUCCAUCCCCUAACAUGGUCCGUAUGGCCGCUUGAAGCUUUUUAUGAAAGUCAUCACUACAAUAAAACUGCGCCCUGAAUCCAUGGGUCAAUAAUGCUGACAGGACUUAGAAGGCAAAGAGACAUUUAUGGUACAAAAAUGAAGUUGUCUAAAGGCGUCAUUCUCCUUUUUCUAGGAUUGUUUUUUAAGGUUGCUGUGGCAGGUGACAUUCCAAGGAAUUCCACACAGGUGUACUGGUUAGAGCUUGAAAUCGAGUCAUCGGUGUAUGAUAACUUCAGCGCGCUUCUGAAAGACCAGACACUUACAAAAAUAACUGAUGCAUCUGUAACAGACAUCACUAUCACAACAGAGUGCACAUGGAAUGAGAUGUAUAAGAAUUGUUCAUGCGCGUCAAACUACACAGGCAGUGAGGACAUGUGCAAAAAUGAUAAAUGCUGCAACAAAAACUGCUUGCAAAAACUUAAUGACAUCGCCGUGUGUCUGCCUGAAUCAAGAGUAAGCAUUGAUGGAUAUACUCCAAUUGAAAAUAUGUCUUGCGAAGUUUUAUGUAAUCCAACGCAAAAAGGUUUGCCUGCUUAUGACACUCUGGCAGAGAAAAUUGCUAAUUUGCUUGCAAAAGCAUACAGCAAGCUGACAUAUUUUGAUUCUCUGAUUAUCAACAGUUACAGGAGUGGCAGUGUGAUUGCAUCUUACACGGUACAGUUCAUGAGUUCAGUCCCAAUUAAUGGAUUGAUUACUGUAGUCAGUGAAUUGCAAAAUUCGAAGCUGGUAACAACAGGCAUCAUCACUAUUACGAGACUUCACAAUCACACGAUUGAUACUGGCUCCUCGACAAGUAUAACUUGCACUCCACCAGCAGAGCUGGAAGGGGUGGAACCUAAGUGGUACUUAAAUGUGCAGAAUAAAUCGACAGAGAUCACAGUAGGAGAAGAGGCCAACUUUACAAAAAACGGUUUGGAGGACACUGUUAAUCUCAAAAACAUUUCAGGAAGCUGGAAAGGAAGAAUUAAAUGCGUGUACACAAGCGGGCCCAUAGAACACACAGCAAGUACAGAGUUGGACAUAGCACUUUUGCCAGAAAUACAAGCUAAGAGCAGUCCCCAAUUUCCUGAUUGUAGAGAUAAUUCACCAAAAACGGUUGUUGUUGAGUGUAAAAUUUCAAACGACACAGAAAAUUACACGGUUACAUGGAGUAAUGAUCGCUUCACAAACAAAGAUCGAGAAGUCCAAGGGAAUAUUAUCAUUUAUAAAGCAGAGGCGACCAUAUAUUGUGCAGAGCCAAACAAUGAAACAAUAUAUGUUCAAUGUACAUUCACAAACAACAGAGCCAAAUCCAACCGUUUAACAACCAAAACUGUGGAGAUCCCCAUCAUUUUUCCCCAUUCAUCAUACUGUGAGUCAGACAAUGAGUGGCCCUUAACAAAAGACAAAUGUGAGGCCAUUUUAUCCUGUAAGAACACUGCUGUUGGACUGAGAAAGAGAAUGUGCUUAAACAAAGUGUUGCAACCCGAAAUCUCUACUUGUGUGAAUGAGGACCUGCAUGGCAUUAAAAAGGAUAUAGAGAUCUUAAAUAAAGGCAUUGGCCUUAUUAAGAACGAUGCAGAAAAUCUUUUCAAGCGAAUACAGCAGUCAACCACAGUGGAGACAUUCAACUCAUUUGCAAAUAUUAAUGAAUCUGUAGUUAUUUUGGAUGCCAUUAACAAAGUAUCUAAACAGCAGUCAAAUCAAUGGAAUGAUACUAUUAUGUCUGACUUUGUCAGCACUAUAAGCAACACUUUGAAUGACACAAAUGUCUGGAAAAAUCCUAAAACUGAAGACACAAAUUUAUCUGUAUCAUAUCUAAGGGCCACAGAGGAAACAAUAAACAACUCAAAUCUGACCUUCAAUGACUAUUCCAAAAAUGAAAAUGUUAAACUUGUGGUCUGUAAUAACUCCAAUGCGGCACUGUGCGGUGCCUUUAAAGUCAAUGUCACCGCAGACAGUAAGGUUGUUGUCGUUGGAUUCCGGAACCUUAAUGAAAUUUUACCAAAGUAUAAUGGAAGUGAUACGUUAGAGACCACCAUCGUGUCAGUCAUCACUACAAAUAAUGCCACUGAGAGAAAUUCCACCUCUGUUCAGCUGAGUUUUGAUUACGCUAAAAAAAGAAUUCGGAAUCAUGAAAUGUAUUGUGUUUUCUGGGAUGAAAAUGAGAAUGCAUGGUCUUCAAAGGGGUGUAAAUGGGGCGGUGCAGAAAAGCCAGAGUUGUGCACAUGUGAACACAACUCUGCGUUCACCAUACUGAUGUCCAAAACGGCAGAGACCCUACCGUACAUGACGGAACUGACCUACGCUGGCUUAGGAAUAUCCAUCGUCUCACUUGUUCUGUGUUUAAUCAUUGAGUUUUUGGUAUGGGAUACAGUUGUAAAAUCAGACAUCGCCAAUUUUCGCCACGUGGCCUUAGUCAAUAUCUGUUUAUGCUUGCUGUUUGCACACUGUGGAUUUUUGGCAUCUGCCGAUCCGAAGGCAAUCUCCCCACAAUGGUGCUCCAUCCUUGCAGUACUCGAACACUUUUUUUUCCUCGCCGUCUUCUUCUGGAUGCUGUGCUUGAGUCUCGUGCUUCUUCACCAAAUGAUAUUUGUCUUUGAUCAGCUGAGGAAAAAGGUUUUUUUGGCAUUAUCUAUCACUGUUGGUUAUGUAUGCCCAAUAAUAUGUGUAGCAACAACCUACAUUACUUUCGGCGGUAAAGAAGAUGAAUACUAUUCCAAAGAUACUUGCUGGCUUGUAUAUCGGGGUAUGUUGAAGGGCUCCAUCUUUUCCUUUGUGAUUCCUGCCUUAACUAUUGUGAUGGUAAACCUUUUCACGCUGGUUGUGGUGAUUAUGAAGAUAGUCAGUCCUACUGUGUCUGAGUCAAAGGCACGGGACCAAAAGGACGUUGCCAGGAGUAUGAUUAAGACAAUAGUCUUCCUAAGCCCUGUCCUCGGAUUAACUUGGCUCCUUGGGAUUUUGGUGCUGUACCUUGACCUUACACAAAAACCUUAUGCCCAAAUUGUGGGCUACUCAUUUACAUUGCUCAACUCACUGCAGGGCUUUUUGAUACUGCUGACAAACUGCCUGGGAGAGAAAAAGGUUUUUGAUGCACUUCAGAAGCGUUUCCAGUCCAAGCCAACAGUGCAGUCUAAAACUCAAAUCUCAACUAAAGCGACAUCUUCAAGUAUCACGAACUAAAGACAGAACCAAUUAAAGCAUGUGAAUAUUUGAGUCGGUGCCUUUUUGAAAGUACUGAGAAGAGAAGACAUGAAACUCGAGGGAAAACUUCAGGGAUUACCUUCUGGCGCAUUCAGCUACAUGAUAUUGUAGCCCAGGGGAUAUAUUUAUAUUUAGAUGUUAUCAUGUUACCACAUCAGAUUAUUAAUGCAUUUAGGGUGAAUGAGUUCAUUUUUCUUUUUCUUUCUGAAAAUGGUUUAUUCAGUUUUAUGUAUAUUCAUGUAAAUAUAAUUAUGCUAGUAUGUCUGUAGCCUACAUGGUAUGACUCAGAACAGGUGAAAGUCUUAGAUGAAUUUAGUGAAUGAGUUCAUUUUUCUAUUUGAAAAUAGUUCAGUUUUUGUGUAUGUUCAUCUAGUAUAUUUAGUCUGCUUUUUCAAAACUGCUGACAGUCGUACAUGAAUAUUAAUUUUGGCAUGUCAUUUUACUGUCCUCCAACAAUACUUUCUUUUAUAUUUUACAUUUUAUGUAGAUCUACAACAAAAUUUGCAGAUAUUGCCUAUAAGCAUUCAUUAGUAUCCAUUAGUUUGUAUUUGCUUUUUUGUCAUAA